AUGUCGGCGACGGGGCCCAUCAGUAACUAUUACGUGGACUCGCUCAUCUCCCACGACAAUGAAGACCUCCUAGCGUCCAGGUUUCCGGCCACCGGGGCUCACCCCGCCGCCGCCAGACCCAGCGGCUUGGUGCCGGACUGUAGCGAUUUUCCGUCCUGUAGCUUCGCGCCCAAGCCGGCCGUGUUCAGCACGUCGUGGGCGCCCGUGCCCUCGCAGUCGUCCGUGGUGUACCACCCGUACGGCCCCCAGCCCCACCUCGGCGCCGACACGCGCUACAUGCGGACUUGGCUCGAGCCGCUGUCCGGCGCCGUCUCCUUCCCCAGCUUCCCGGCCGGGGGCCGCCACUACGCCCUCAAGCCGGACGCCUACCCCGGGCGCCGCGCCGACUGCGGCCCGGGCGACGGCCGCAGCUACCCGGACUACAUGUACGGCUCGCCCGGGGAGCUGCGCGACCGCGCCCCGCAGACCCUGCCCUCGCCCGAGGCGGACGCGCUCGCCGGCAGCAAGCACAAAGAGGAGAAGGCCGACCUGGACCCCAGCAACCCCGUGGCCAACUGGAUCCACGCCCGCUCCACGAGGAAGAAGCGCUGCCCCUACACCAAGUACCAGACGCUGGAACUGGAGAAGGAGUUUCUCUUCAAUAUGUAUUUAACCAGGGACCGUCGGUACGAGGUGGCCCGGGUUCUCAACCUCACCGAGCGGCAGGUCAAAAUCUGGUUUCAAAACCGGAGGAUGAAGAUGAAAAAGAUGAAUAAAGAGAAAACCGACAAGGAGCAAUCCUAAACCCUGCCCCGGCCUGCUGCCUCGGCACAGCCAAGGGAAAAACAAAAAACCCCACAAAAAACCCAGCCCAGGCGGGAGAGAGCACGAAAAAGGAAAGGAAAGAGCAAGAUAGAGAAAAGCCAAUCAGCUUAAAAAGAAAAAAAAAAGGAAAGGGAAAAGGAAAA
Molecule: messenger RNA, 947 nt
Organism: Myotis daubentonii (Daubenton's bat)
Lineage: Eukaryota; Metazoa; Chordata; Mammalia; Chiroptera; Vespertilionidae
Gene: HOXC9
Product: homeobox C9
Biological process (GO): proximal/distal pattern formation; DNA-templated transcription; anterior/posterior pattern specification
Cellular component (GO): nucleus
Molecular function (GO): RNA polymerase II cis-regulatory region sequence-specific DNA binding; DNA-binding transcription factor activity, RNA polymerase II-specific
Source: RefSeq, a predicted model, not a curated record